Molecule: messenger RNA, 1827 nt
Organism: Planococcus citri (citrus mealybug)
Lineage: Eukaryota; Metazoa; Arthropoda; Insecta; Hemiptera; Pseudococcidae
Product: pyridine nucleotide-disulfide oxidoreductase domain-containing protein 2-like
Exons: 11
Coding region: 88-1815 (575 amino acids)
Source: RefSeq, a predicted model, not a curated record
CAUCUACUUACAGUAUACCUAUAACCAGAGUCUCUACAUAAUACGUAUUUUUCGCGUUAAAACCCAAUUUUCUUCUUAAUCAUAACUAUGUUGAAAAAUAUUAGAACGUCUCGAGUAUCCAGCAUACGGCGAUGUUAUGGCCAAAAACCAGACACUCAAUAUGAUGCCAUCAUAGUUGGAGGAGGUCAUAAUGGUCUAGUAGCCGCUGCAUAUUUAUCCAAAGCAGGCAAAAAAGUAUGCGUUUUGGAAAGAAGACCCAUUAUUGGAGGCGCUGCUGUAACCGAAGAGAUCGUUAAAGGUUUCAAAUUUUCAAGGGCAUCCUAUUUGCUAAGUUUAAUGCGACCUCAAAUAUACAAAGAUCUCAAUUUAAAGAAAUUUGGUUUGAAAUAUUAUCUUCGUAAUCCUAGUUCGUACACACCUUUGAGAAAACCAUAUUGGACUUCUAAAGCUAAAUCACUGACUUUAUCGCAAGAUGCUGCUUUUAAUUAUGCUGAAAUAUCGAAAUUUUCUCAACAUGAUGCCGAGAAAUAUUUGCAAUAUGAGAAAAAAAUGGAGAACUUCGUGGAUUGCAUUCAACCUUUGAUGGACAUAUCGCCUUCAUCUUUGGCUAGGUUAUUUUCAAAAGAAGUUCCUUUGAUGACGAAAUUGAAUCUGAUUAAAUCUAAAGAUAUGAGAGACGCAAUUUCCGGAUUAUUGAAAUUAUCAACAUGUUUACCUUUCGCAUACGAGAUUAUGUUUACUUCUGCAGUCGACAUAAUGAACAAAUGGUUCGAUUCUGAACCUCUGAAAGCCACCAUAAUGACUGAUGCCUGCGUUGGGAGUACAUUGAGUCCAGAGACGAUUGGUUCAAGCUAUGUUUUGAUCCAUCACGUAAUGGGAGGUAUUGAUGAUCACAAAGGAGCUUGGGUUUACCCAGAAGGAGGUAUGGGAUCAGUCUCCAAAGCCAUAGCGAAUUGCGCUCUACAUCAUGGAGCUCAUAUAUUUACAAAUCAAAACGUUGUUCAAAUUCAUUUAAAUGAUCGUAAUGAAGUCGAAGGAGUUUCAACUGAAGAUGGCACAUUUUUAAAAAGCUCGAAAAUAUUGUCGAAUGCGACGCCUCAAGUGACCUUUCUUAAUUUACUCCCUUCUGGGUCUUUAGAUCCAAAAUAUGCUAACAGUAUUGCAAAAAUUAAAUAUCAAUCACCGGUCACCAAAUUCAAUGUGGCAUUAAAUAAAAUACCCAACUUUCUUUGUGAUCCAAAUACCAGCGAAAAUGCAAUCAUGCCUCAUCAUCGUUGCACAAUUCACUUGAAUUGCGAAUCAAUGGAUGUAAUUUUGAAAGCUCACGAAGAAGGGACUAACGGCAUUUUGCCAAACAAACCUUUGAUUGAAAUGACCCUGCCGUCAAGUUUAGACCCAACUCUAUGUCCUGAAGGUAAUCACGUGUGUUUAAUUUUCUCUCAAUACACAAUGUACAAUUUGAAAAAUGGCCAAUCAUGGGAUCGACAAACAAAAGAUGAAUAUGCCAAAUUGGUAUUCGAUUCGAUCGAAGAAUACGCUCCAGGAUUCAAAGAGAGCAUCGUGGGAUAUGAAAUCCUCACUCCUCCGGAUUUAGAAAAAAUAUUUGGCCUGACUGGUGGCCACAUAUUCCACGGAGAAUUGAGUUUGGAUCAAUUAUUUUUCAACAGACCGGCCAAUUGGAGCACGUUAUCACCUUACACGGCUAUUAAAGGCUUGUAUUUGUGCGGCUCAGGGGCCCAUCCAGGAGGAGGAGUAACAGGAUCCCCAGGAAGAUUGGCUGCUCUGUCUGCUAUUGAUGAUUUCAAAAAUAAAUAAUUGAAAAACCGA